Messenger RNA from Chroicocephalus ridibundus (black-headed gull), 1492 nucleotides. Its product is annotated as immunoglobulin kappa light chain-like. The record is from RefSeq and is a predicted model, not a curated record. The transcript has 6 exons. The coding region runs from base 1 to 879 and encodes 292 amino acids. Lineage: Eukaryota; Metazoa; Chordata; Aves; Charadriiformes; Laridae.
AUGCUGCUGCUGGCAGCGCUUGUCUCCACAGCAGCUUGGUCUUGUGGAUUUGCACAAGAAAUUCCCGUGCAGAGACCACUCUCUCUCACCAAGUCUAAAGGAAGUGUGCGUGUGGAAUGUCGCUUUAAUGACAUCUCUGGAGAUUUUGAUGGCGCCACCAUACACUGGUAUCAACAGAAGGCGAAUAAAGCUCCAGAGAGGAUUCUCUACUUAGCAGGGACAAAAGUAGUAGAUGAGGGCUUCCAAGAACGCAGGUACAGGGUUGAAAAAUUUUCUAGCCAGAAACUGUGUAUUCUUACAAUAAACGAUGUCACUCCAGACGACACCGCUACCUACUAUUGCGCCUACUGCAAGGUGUUUGGCUCCGGUACAAAACUCAUUGUGUCAGACAAAGGACAGUCUCAACCGUCAAACUUUGAAAUCCUGCAGAAGAAACAUAAAAAUCAGAUGAUGUAUGUUUGCCUUAUUGAGAAAUUCUACCCAGAAGUUAUUCGGGUGACGUGGACCAAAGGAGAAAAUCAGAAGGUAACAGAGAACGUAGUAAAAGGAGAGGCCUGGAGACCCACAGAAGAGGAUAAAUACUCAAUCAGCAGCUGGUUAACUGUACCAGAGGAGAACAAAGACAAGAAAUAUUUCUGCAAUUACGAGCAUGAAAGCGGAAAGGGUUCACGGGCAAACGAAGAUUCUUCUCAGAAAGAGGAAUGCAUCCCAUAUCCUGGAAACAGCACGGUGGUUUUUAAUAGAGAUCACUUGUAUCACAGGACAGCGUAUUUAGUGUACAUCGUCCUUCUUCUGAAGAGCUCCAUGUAUUAUCUCAUCGUACUCUUCUUCAUCUACAGAGCGUGGGCUCCAACCAAGCACCAAAGAAAGAAAGCAUAAGUGCUAGUCUAGGAAAGGCUCACAGAAUUGUCUUCAAUUUGCUUUGCUGUAUACUUAUCCAUAUAGACUUCCCUGCUCUUAGUGUUAGAUGUAACAACAACAACAAAAAAAUCCCCAAAAUAAUUUCCAGGCAUUAGUGCAUAGGGCUUGUUUUGCUUUUACUGCUAGUGUUUUUAUAUCAGUCUGGUUUUCCUAAUUUUUCUGAGUGUUGAACUGAGGUGGUCAAUAGCAGUAAGGUCAGAUACCUCAGAUUUUAAUCCAAAGUUUGUACUGCAAAAUGAGGAUGGUACUCAUGUUAGAAGUUUAGAGGUGUACCGAGGCUUUUGAGAUAUUAACCACAGAUGUGUUCUGUCAUUGCGCUUAAGACUUAAUUAGGAACAUUCCUGUGCUAUAAAUUCACAGGUAUUUGUUCAUUUUUGCUUUCAGUCAUUUAUUGCAACUCUCACGUAUCCACCAAAUCAGGGCUUAAAUAUUUUGAAGUGACAUGUGCUUUAAGAGUCAAUUACACACAAUUUUUAAAAGUGAACAUAGUAUUUUUGAAUGAAGAAGUUAGAUGAGCAUAAAAGCAACUCUCACUGUAUCUGUCAUGAUGUAGAGGGCAAUAAAAGUUUUC